GCGAGCAAGAUCCAUCAGUCGCUCGCUGAAUAAAUCACGCGCGCAGUGCGGAGGAGGAGGCGGCGGCGGAGAGCGGAGAGAUUCGUGGAGCCCCGCGCUGCCCCGGAGCCAGAGAGCGACGAGCAGGCCUGGCAUGAUGAGCGUGCAUCCCCUCGCGGGUCCCUGACUCCCGCCAUGACCCCUCGGGCUGCCCUGCAGCCCGCGCUACCGCCGACGUGAGGAGCAACCUCCGUGACCGCCCCCCCCCCUCCCCCCGCGGGACCCACCCCUCGCCAUCGAGGAGUGAGCCUCCAACCAUGGCCUCGUCCCCUCCGCUCCACCUGCCGCUGCCGCUGCUGCUGCCGCUCCUGCUUCUCCUGCUGCUGCUGGCGCCGCCGGCCUGCCGCUCCGACUGCUGGUUCCUGGAGGGUGAUCGCGAGUUCGUGUGGCAGGCGAUCUGCAGCCAGAACCAGCCACCCUACGAGUCGAUCCCGCCGCACAUCAACAGCACGGUGAUGGACAUCAAGCUGAACAACAACAAGAUCCGCUCCGUGCAGCACGCGUCGCUCCGGCGCUUCGUGAACCUCACGAACCUCGACCUCACGCACAACGCCAUCGAGUCGAUCGAGGACGGAGCCUUCUCGUCACAGAGGAACCUCCGGGUGCUCCGCCUGAGCCACAACCUCGUGGCGCGCCUCGACGAGGGCCUCCUGCGAGGCCUCGCCGGCCUCGAGAGCCUCUACCUGCAGUCGAACCGCAUCGAAGUGGUGACCGCCACGGCCCUAAGGCCCUGCCCCCAGCUCGGCAUCCUCGACGUCUCGGACAACCGCCUCGCGUGGCUGGACGAGCACGUUUUCGACGCGUCGCCCGCGCUGCGCCUGCUCAACCUGUCGGGCAACCCCUUCCACUGCGGCUGCACCCUGCUGCCCUUCCUGCGCUGGCUCUACUUCCAGCAGCCCCUGUGGGAGCCGCGGGCCACCUGCGAGCCGGGCCUCCUGCCGCUGCUGAGCGGCAACGACCGGCAGCAGCGCGGCGCGUACGAGCAGCUCGCGCAAAACUGCUCGGCCGACUCGCAGCGCAGGCCCACGCUGCCGCCGCUGCAGGCCACGGUGCCUCCCGUGGACGAAUGCGGCGGAGGCGGAGGCGACGGUUGCGGUUCGGCGGCGGGGCCGGAGUUCACGCCGGCUCCCGAGCCGCGCGUGCACGUCCAGUACACGGUGGAGGGCGCCCUGCCCAGGAUGAGCGUCCAGUCGGUGGGGCCCACGUCGGCCGUGGUCGACAUCCACAUCCCGCGGGUGGGCAGCAGGAUGUACAUGCUGGUGCGCGGCAACGGCACUGCCUCCGAGGUGGUCAAGCACCUGCCGCUGACGGACGAGACGGUGAGCCUCAAGGACCUGCAGCCGGGCACCACCUACGUGUUCUGCGUAGCGUACAUGAAGGGCGGGCGGCGCGAGCACAUCAAGUGCGCCGAGGUGGAGACGCGCCCGCGCGGCUGGUGGGACGCGGCCGCCUCCUCGGCGGUACGCCACUACGCGAUGACCACCCUCUACUGCCUCGCUGGCAUGGCGUUCGUGCUGGGCGCCGUCUACUGCUGCCUGCGGCGGCGGCGGCGCCACGAGGAGCGGCAGCAGCAGCAGCGGAGCAAGUCGGCCACGCUCAAGAAGACGCUCGCCGACAUGCGCCAGGGCUCGCAGACCGAGGCGGGCGGUGCCAGCUACCAGCUGUUGCCCACCAAGUCGGAGAGCGGCACGCCGACGCGCCCGCCGCCCGUCGCCGCCGCAGGCGCCCCGCCCGAGCUGGACGACGCGAAAGCGGCGGCGGAGGUGGCGGGCGACGCGCCCCGUACCGCCAAGGGCGACUACCUGGAGGUGCGUACGGGCGAGGGCGCCGGCGACCCCGCCGCUGAGAGCCACGACGGCGGCGGCGGCGGAGGCGGCAAGCGGCGGGGGGCGGAGGAGAGGCGCGACUCGGUGGCGGAGAUCGCCACCAUCGCCAAGGAGGUGGACAAGGUCAAUCGCAUCAUCAACAACUGCAUCGACGCGCUCAAGUCCGAGGCGGGCGCCACCGCUCCUCCGGGGGGCCCGGAGCCCCCCGCCGGGCCCCCCGCCCCAAGCGCGUUGCGGGGGGCCGAGGAACGGGUCGCCCCGGGACCCCCUCCGACCGCCGCCAUCGCCGUCUCCGCCUCGUCCUCCUCCUACGGGGACCCCUACGGCCCCGCGCCACAAAAGAGUUUCCUGCCCGAGCAUUCACCGCGCCGCCCCGGGGGGCCCCGCCCCGCGGGGGGGCGCCCGCACUGCGGCAGCGACCCUGCGUACGGGGCCCCCCAGGGCGGCGGCGGGGAGCCGAGGGGGGCCCACGACAGGGGCCCCCGGGGCGGCCGCGCCCCCGUGCAGCGAGGCGGCUCCGUGACGUCCACCGUGUCCACGCGCCUGGAGGCCCAGGGCCCCGACGGCCACCGCCACUCCUACCCGGGGCCCCUGCAGCAGCAGCAGCAGCCGCCCCCGUACACCCAGCACCAGCAGCUGCAGCUGCAGCAGCAGCAGCUGCAGCUCCAGCAGCAGCAGAAACUGCAGCAGCAGCAGCUGGCGCUCCGGCAUGGCACGCUGGGGCUGCGCUCCCCGAGCCUCGUGCCGGGAGUGCCGCUCCCCCGCGCGCCCGUCAUGAGCGCCCUCGGUUGCGCCGUCCCCGUGCCCCCCACGGUGGCGCUCCCCCUGCAGCAGCAGCCGCAGCAGCAUCUGCAGCAGCAGCUGCAGCAGCAGCAACAACAGCUGCAGCAGUAUCAUCACCAGCAGCAGCAGCAGCCGCAGCAACAGGCCAGGAGCGCCUACUGUCAGCUGUCCCCACGCUCGCAGCGCUCGGGGUACUACUCCAGCCCCGAGUACUCGGCUAAGAGCGUGCAGAAGAUCUGGGUCCGAUUCAAGCCGCAACAACAGCAGCAGCAGCAACAGCAACAGCAGCAGCCACAGCAGCACAAGAAGGUGGAGGAGGAGCAUAUGGCGGCGGGACACGCACUCAAGAUGAAGGUUCAGCUCGCCACGGACGAGGACCUCCAUGACAUCCUGGACUUCUGGAAAGGCGUCUCAGCGCAGCAGAAGCCAUGAGGGCUCGCUAGGCGCAUGGGGUUGUGGGGGAUUUGUGGAGGGAGUGGGGGGCCACAGAGCCAGGGGGUUUCGUGGUGGGAGCCCUGGAGUGGACCUCCCCCACCACCACCCUCCGUUUUUUGGUGAUCAUCAAUCGGGACCCCCCCACCACCACUCCCCCGAUCCCCUCCGCGUGAGCGAUUGGAGUUGUUUGUUUAAGCGCGGGGGGGGGGGCACUGAGAUUAAUUGCCCCCCCCCCUCUACCACCGGAGAAGCGGGGAGACCCGGGUCAUGGAAGGGGUCACCGCUUUUGUUAUCCGCAGCAGCCGCGGGCACUGUCGGCGAUUCCGAGGCGCGAGUUCGCUCCGACCUUGAACCCGGGGCUCGUAACGGCUGACGCCUGUCGGUGCCCAGACGCGGGGUGGUGUUGACAUCAACUCGCGAAGGGGGUCGGGUCAACCCCCGGGUUCCCUCUACCCCCCCCCAUCCCCCCAAUGCUGUCCCCCAAGCCCACGACCCCCCCUAUCCCCCGCGUGGCUGCUCGCUCCUCACUGUUGCAUGAAGCGUGGAUUUGCGUUGAUAGCGGCAGCCGCGAACUCCCCCCCCUUCCCCCGCCCGCAACCCCGGGCUAUCCUCCUGACCCCCCCUGCCCCCCCCCCCCUGACCUCUCCCCUUGACCUCUCCCCGCCCCGCCCGCCCCGCCCCUCAGUGUUGUUGGGCUUCGCGGUGGAAGCUGCGAUUGACGCUGCUGCCUUCCACGGUUGUGGCCGGGGCCUGAAUGACGCACAGCCCCCCGACCCCCACCCUCACCCCGCCGUAGUUUAUGGGAUUAGUUUGUACGGCCGCUAAUUUUGGGCAAAGGGUAGAGAGAGAGAGAGAGGCAGCGGCAACCCGGAGGCUCUUCCAUCACGUUUCGGCGGAGGGGGUGGGUGGGUGGGGGAAGAAAUAAAAGCCUCGUUCCGCCUUCGCACAAAUUACGACCCCUUCGGAUCCAAUUCCCCGGGCUGGGCUGGGCAGGCCGGGAGAGUUUCCCGUCGAUUUUUUUGCGGGAAAGAUGCCCCCCCCCCCACCCCUACCCCCCCCCCUGCGAGCAAAUGAUUCACGCGUGCCCCGUGCACGUGUCUCGCUAAGGGGAGUAGCUUUGUGACGUUGCGAUGACGUCAUCAAUCGAUUGUGUAUCCCCUCCAAGGCCACCCACCCCCUCCCCCGUUAUAGCAUCAAAAUCGAUCAUCUAUUCCUCCGUUCAUACCUUUUACGAUGACGUCCUGAGCUUGAUUAUUUACGCAUUCCCGCCUGUUGCUGUGACGUCACAAACGAUUAUUUAUUGCCGCGUUCAAACCUUGUUACGAUGACGCCACACAUCGAUUAUUUAUUACAUCUUCAGACUUUCUUGGUAACGGCGUUGUAAGUCAACUAUUUAUGAUCGUGUUCAAACCUAUUGCGACGACGUCAUGGGUAUAUUAUUGCCGUGUUCAACUUUGUUGCUAUGACGUCAUACGCCGAUUGUUUCAUUACCUUAUCCCAACCCCGUUAUGACGUCAGGUAAUUGAUAAUUUCUUAUGACCGUGUUCGUUUACAGAGGCGAUUGCGCCGGUGACCCACGACCCCCCAACUCGGGCGCGCACACUCCGGGUGUGUGGAGUGUCUGGUACGUGAGGGGCCGUCC
Messenger RNA from Lethenteron reissneri (Far Eastern brook lamprey), 4725 nucleotides. Its product is annotated as protein phosphatase 1 regulatory subunit 29-like. Gene Ontology annotation, molecular function: protein binding. The record is from RefSeq and is a predicted model, not a curated record. NCBI's taxonomy places the organism in Eukaryota, Metazoa, Chordata, Hyperoartia, Petromyzontiformes, Petromyzontidae.